UCAUGGUAUUAGGGGUCUUGGCCAGGGUCUUUAUAUUUCAGGACAUAUAUAUUGACGCAAGCGUUACACAAUUUCAUGUCAAAGCAAAGUAAGUGCAAAGAGAUUGAUGCUCAUCUAACUUCUCAUGUAUCUGUCGAAACUAAUUCCAUGGCAGCUUUUGGUGGAAACAUACCUGGAGAAAAUAAUUACUUCAAUAUCUGACUUGUUGCAUAUCACAUUUUACUUCCUAUGCUAAUCACCUCCACUGUUUGCUCGCACGACGAAAACAGGUGUCCAGACUCCAGCAACAAACCAUGAGCUUAUCUGCCAUUGGAAUUAUUAGUGCCUUCAAUGAAUGUGUCACUUUGUUUCAGUGGGUCAAAUCUUCCAUUUCAUCUUUGCACUCCCGAUGGAGCGGUUCAAAGGAUCAAAGUCUCCAGGAUCAGGUACUGCAAUUACAGAGUGACCUACAACGUCUUAGCGAUACUCUUCCUGCAAUGUAUGACCUCAUUAACGAAGCGGAGUGGAGAAGCCACAAACAGCAUGUGGCCAAGCUCCUUCCAAGUCUCAAGGAUGCUGUGUCUGAGGCUGAGGACCUUCUUGAGUUUAGAUGGUACGAGAAGAAGGUGCAAGUGGAGGGCAAUGCAAGCCAGUCGCCUUCCAUUGACUUCCUUGAUAAGGUCAUUCAAGGAAACUUGAACAAACUGAAUGAUGUUCAAUUAAGGUUAAAUCAUCUUUCGAGUCAGCUAGAGAACAUGGGGCUUCGUGGAGUCACACGAUGCUUUGAUAAAUUAGUCAGGCCAGAGACUACCUCUUUGCCAAGUGAAACAAAAAUAUUUGGUCGUGACAAGGAGCUGGAGCAGGUAUUGGGAUCUCUUAAUGUACCUACACACCCAAAACGCAAGAGAGCAACUAGUUCAAUCAAUGCAUCAACAAGCACAUCAUCAAGCAACCAUGUUAAUGGUGGACCAUUAAUAUCGAGUCUUCCUGUUUUGGUGGUGGCUGGAAUUGGUGGUGUUGGAAAGACUACUUUGGCCCAACAUAUCUGCAACCAUCAACGAGUGAAGUCUCACUUCGAGCUAAUAAUUUGGAUUUGUGUCUCAGAUGACUUCAAUGAGAAGAGGUUAAGUAAAGAGGUCAUAGAAUCAUGCACUGGCAAUGAGGCAAAGAUUGAUAAUUUGGAUUCUCUUCAGCGUGCUCUUUCUAACCACGUGAAAAAUAAAAGGUUAUUGAUAGUCCUUGAUGAUGUGUGGGAUGAUGCUUUGAAGGAGUAUGUUGAGCAUGGACCUUCAAGCAUCGCAUUGGAGUUCUAUACUUGA
This is a messenger RNA of Triticum urartu, 1298 nucleotides long. The record is from RefSeq and is a predicted model, not a curated record. Lineage: Eukaryota; Viridiplantae; Streptophyta; Magnoliopsida; Poales; Poaceae.